GGGGCUGGGGACUCGGGACUCGGGACUCGGGUUCGGACGCGGGGCUCGGGGACUCGGGGCUCGGCUCGCACCCCGCCGCCCGCUUUGUGACCUCACGGCGCCCGGCCGCGCGCGCCAUGUGCGGCCUCCUGCGGGGCCUGGCCUUCGUGCCCUUCCUGCUGGUCACCUGGUCCGCGGCCGCCUUCCUCAUCUCCUACGUGGUGGCCGUGCUGGCGGGGCACGUGGACCCCUUCCUGCCCUACAUCAGCGACACGGGAACGACGCCUCCGGAGAGCGGCAUUUUUGGGCUCAUGAUAAACUUCUCUGCGUUUCUGGGAGCGGCCACAAUGUACAUGCGCUACAAGAUCGUGGAGAAGCAGGGUCAGGCCAGCCUCCACGGGACGCCGCUGCUCAACGCCGUGUCGCUGGGCCUCGGCCUGGCGGGCUGCGUCGGGAUGGGCAUCGUGGCCAACUUCCAGGAGCUGGCCGUGCCCAUGGUCCACGACGCGGGUGCCCUGCUGGCCUUCGUGUGCGGCGUGGUGUACACGCUCCUGCAGUCGGUCAUCUCCUACAAGGCCUGUCCGCAGUGGAACAGCCUGUCCACGUGCCACGCACGCAUGGCCAUCUCCGCCGUGUCCUGCGCCGCUGUCGUCCCCAUGAUCGCCUGUGCGUCCCUGAUUUCUAUAACCAAGCUGGAAUGGAACCCUAAAGAGAAGGUGACGCUGGAGUUGCCCCACUGUCACUGUUGCCUGGCGGGGCGAGUCCUGGGCCCGCCACCGCCGGGGACAGGACUACGUGUACCACGUGGUGAGCGCCGCCUGCGAGUGGACCGUGGCGUUCGGCUUCAUCUUCUACUUCCUGACCUUCAUCCGGGAUUUCCAGGAUGUGACCCUGAAGAUAUCCACAGAGAUCAAGGGCGACCUCUGAAGACGUCUCCCCGUGCUGGCGCUGAGAGACCGCGUCCUCCCGGUGGCCGUCGGUGCUGAGACUGAGUUUAAGAAUUCUCCGUAGUUGUACCUUUAUAAGGGUUUGUUCCCCAAGAGAAUGUAGAAUAUUUGUGACACUGUAGUUAUGUUUUUAUACUUUCCUAAGCAGAUGCUUUUAUAUUAACAAAUUUAGACACAAAGAUAAGGUGUGACAGGAAAUGGAGAGCUUCUAUUUUUGUACAGACCCUGGUUUCUUUUGUCUUCGUGAAUCCUCUGCAGAAAUACAGUAAGUGAGAGCUGUAA
This is a messenger RNA of Chinchilla lanigera (long-tailed chinchilla), 1208 nucleotides long. RefSeq names its product DNA-damage regulated autophagy modulator 1 (gene Dram1). Gene Ontology annotation, cellular component: lysosome. The transcript has 7 exons. The record is from RefSeq and is a predicted model, not a curated record. NCBI's taxonomy places the organism in Eukaryota, Metazoa, Chordata, Mammalia, Rodentia, Chinchillidae. The coding region runs from base 117 to 965 and encodes 282 amino acids. Gene Ontology annotation, biological process: regulation of autophagy.